This is a messenger RNA of Urocitellus parryii (Arctic ground squirrel), 939 nucleotides long. The record is from RefSeq and is a predicted model, not a curated record. Lineage: Eukaryota; Metazoa; Chordata; Mammalia; Rodentia; Sciuridae.
AUGAAUCUGGACAAUGCAAGUGCUCCAGAGGUCUUUAUUCUCUUGGGUUUCUCCAAACACCAAUGGUUGGAAAUGCCCCUGUUCGUUAUGGUGCUUGUUGCUUAUAUCUGCACACUGGUGGGCAACAUCUCAAUUAUUGUGGUAUCCAGAGUAGAUCCACAUCUUGACAGCCCUAUGUACUUCUUCCUUUCCAACCUCUCCUUCUUGGACCUGUGCUUUACCACAACUACCAUACCUCAGCUGCUGCUUAACCUUUGGGGCCAAGAUAAGUCUAUCAGCUAUGGGGGAUGUGUGACCCAGUUUUAUAUGUUUCACUUCCUGGGAGCCACUGAGUGCAUCCUGUUAGCUGUGAUGUCCUUGGAUCGCUACAUUGCCAUCUGCAAGCCUCUGAGGUACCCAGCUAUCAUGCAUCAGCGACACUGCAUCCUCCUUGUGGCUGUGGCCUGGAUAAGUGGAUUGGCUAACUCCUUGCUUCAGUCAACUCUCACUGUCCAGCUGCCACUUUGUGGUAACAACAAGGUAGAUAAUUUUCUUUGUGAGGUUCCAGUGAUGAUCAAGAUGUCAUGUGCUGACACUACAYUCAAUAUAGCUAUGCUCUCCAUUGUGGGGACUUUCUAUUCCCUGGUUCCUUUGUCACUUAUCCUUAUCUCCUAUGGGUUUAUUGUAGCUACUGUGCUUAGGAUUCGAUCUUUGGAGGGAAAGAAGAAAGCUUUCAAUACUUGUGGUUCUCAUGUUAUUGUUGUAUCUCUUUUCUAUGGACCAGUAAUUAUCAUGUAUGUACAACCCUCUGCUGCUAACUCACAGGACAAGAACAAACUCAUGGCCCUCUUCUAUGGAGUGGUGACUCCUACAGCCAACCCCUUCAUCUACACCCUGAGGAAUAAGGAUGUAAAGGGGGCAUUAGGCAACUUGGUGAGGAGCAUUUUGAGUUCCAAAUAA